CUUUCUCCGGCUCACCUGCCCCCCUUCACGGUCCUACCCUCCGUCAACAGCACGCUGGCAGGCGCCCGGCGGGGCUUUUGUCCGCACCCUGAAGGGCCAGCGGGCCAGGUCUCCAACCCGCCGAGAUGUUGGGCUAAACCUGUUGUCGUUCCUCCCCGCUCAGCAACAUCUCCUUUCCCAAAAUCCACCUUCAUUAUGUCGGCAGCUCUCAAGGCUCGCAACCUCAUCGCCGUCAUCGGUGACCAUGAUACCGUGACCGGUAUGCUGCUUGCCGGCGCCGGCAACGUCGACAUCAACAACAACUCCAACUUCCUGGUUGUCUCCUCCAAGACCCCUGUCGACGAGAUCGAGAAGGCCUUCAACAAGUUCACCACUCGCCGCGACAUCUCGGUUGUCCUCAUUACCCAGCCCGUCGCCGAGGAUAUCCGCUACCUGGUGGACAAGUACGACCGCCCGAUCCCCGCCGUCCUGGAGAUCCCCAGCAAGGAGACCCCCUACGACCCCUCCAAGGAUUCCAUUAUGCGUCGUGCCCAGAGCAUGAUCAGCUCCGACUAAGUGGGGCCGCCGAAGGCGGAAGAGGGCGGGAACUUACUCCAUAUCCGCUCUCCUGCCUGCCACGAGUAUGACUUAGGUACAUACACACACGCAUAUAUAUAUAUAUGUGUAUAUAUGUGCACGCAUGAACAUGCUUCCCCACCGCAUCCCCAGACCUCAAAUAAAUAUAAAUCACAAACAACA
Molecule: messenger RNA, 738 nt
Organism: Fonticula alba
Lineage: Eukaryota; Rotosphaerida; Fonticulaceae
Product: V-type ATPase, F subunit
Exons: 5
Coding region: 196-555 (119 amino acids)
Biological process (GO): proton transmembrane transport
Cellular component (GO): membrane; proton-transporting V-type ATPase, V1 domain
Molecular function (GO): proton-transporting ATPase activity, rotational mechanism
Source: RefSeq, a predicted model, not a curated record